Nomascus leucogenys (northern white-cheeked gibbon) is the source of this 1171-nucleotide messenger RNA. It is a transcript of the gene PSMB11, whose product is annotated as proteasome subunit beta 11. Gene Ontology annotation, molecular function: threonine-type endopeptidase activity. Gene Ontology annotation, cellular component: proteasome core complex. The record is from RefSeq and is a predicted model, not a curated record. NCBI's taxonomy places the organism in Eukaryota, Metazoa, Chordata, Mammalia, Primates, Hylobatidae.
CCCUCCUACCCCACCAGACCCCAGCCACAAAUUCCUGGCUUGCUUCUUCCAAACUUCAUUAAGCCCCAGGGAUGGCUCUGCAGGAUGUGUGCAAGUGGCAGUCCCCUGACACUCAGGGACCAUCACCUCACCUGCCUAGGGCUGGCGGCUGGGCUGUGCCCCGGGGCUGUGACCCUCAAACCUUCCUGCAGAUCCAUGGCCCCAGACUGGCCCAUGGCACUACCACCCUGGCCUUCCGCUUCCGUCAUGGAGUCAUUGCUGCAGCUGACACCCGUUCCUCCUGUGGCAGCUAUGUGGCGUGUCCAGCCUCAUGCAAGGUCAUCCCUGUGCACCAGCACCUCCUGGGUACCACCUCUGGCACCUCCGCCGACUGUGCUACCUGGUAUCGGGUAUUACAGCGGGAGCUGCGGCUUCGGGAACUGAGGGAGGGUCAGCUGCCCAGUGUGGCCAGUGCUGCCAAGCUCUUGUCAGCCAUGAUGUCUCGAUACCGGGGACUGGAUCUCUGUGUGGCCACUGCCCUGUGCGGCUGGGACUGCUCUGGCCCUGAGCUCUUCUACGUCUAUAGCGACGGCACCCGCCUGCAGGGGGACAUCUUCUCUGUGGGCUCUGGAUCUCCCUAUGCCUACGGUGUGCUAGACCGUGGCUAUCGCUACGACAUGAGCACCCAGGAAGCCUAUGCCCUGGCUCGCUGCGCCGUGGCCCACGCCACCCACCGUGAUGCCUAUUCAGGGGGAUCUGUAGACCUUUUCCACGUGCGGGAGAGUGGAUGGGAGCAGGUGUCACGCAGUGAUGCCUGUGUGCUGUACAUGGAGUUACAGAAGCUCCUGGAGCCAGAGCCAGAGGAGGAUGCCAGCCAUGCCCAUCCUGAGCCUGCCACUGCCCCCAGAGCUGCAGAAGAUAGAGAGCUCUCUGUGGGGCCAGGGGAGAUGAUACCAGGAGACUCCGGGAUGCCAGCAGGGACUGAGACAGUGUGAGAAGCAGGACUUGGUUGGGGGUGGUGUAGGCCUGGGGGGCGGGUGGGAGGAUGGGCAGCAGGGGGAGGGUCUCCCUGGCAGCAGCCUCACAGCGUCUGACUCUAGCCUGUAUGGGUUGCUGGCUUCAUUUAUUGCAAGUCUCCGUCCUUUCAUGACUCCCAGAGCUAUUAUGGCUCUGCCCAACAAGUUCCUAUUGA